AUAAAAGUCGGCUUCCUCUUUCCUGACCCUUGUCUACUAUAUUCCAAGUUGGUCUUUAGAGAUAGAGAGAACAAUGGCGGUCGGCGAUGGUGGCGUACAGGAGGAACACUUCGACGUCCUCACCAGAACCGGUCAGAAGACUGGUCUUUCCAAACCAAGAGGAGAGGUUCAUCGAGAUGGGGAUUACCAUCGAGCAGUUCAUGUGUGGAUUUGGGCAGAGAAUACGCAACAAUUUCUUCUUCAACGGCGUUCUGACUGCAAGGAUUCCUGGGCUGGAUUGUGGGAUAUCUCCAGUGCUGGUCACAUAUCCGCCGGCGACUCCUCGCUUCUUACAGCUCGGAGGGAGCUGCAGGAGGAGCUUGGUAUAAUACUUCCAAAGGAUGCAUUUGAGAUGAUAUUUGUUUUUCUUCAAGAGUGUGUCACUAAUGAAGGAACAUUCAUCAACAAUGAAUUCAAUGAUGUAUAUUUGGUAACAACGCUAGAUCCAAUCCCUCUUGAGGCAUUCACUCUUCAGGAAUCAGAAGUCUCUGCCGUUAAAUAUAUUUCUUACAAGGAGUAUAAAAGCUUACUUGCUAAAGAAGAUCCAGCAUAUGUCCCCUAUGAUGUAAAUGGACAGUAUGGUCAACUUUUUGACAUAAUUGAACAAAGGUACAAAGAGAACAAUGUAACACGCUCUUUUACUCUACAAAAGCAACUACGUCGUUAUGCUCCUGUUUCCCUUGAUCCAGAGUUGACAGGAUUUACAGAUGCUGAUAAGGAAGCUCUAAGCUUACUUGUUCAGGCUGCAACGAUCAUGGAUGAAAUAUUUUGCUUGCAGGUUUGGUACAGUAAUCCCGAUUUAAGAGAUUGGUUGAAGAAGCAUGCAGAUGCAUCACAUAUAGACAAGUUAAAAUGGGCGUAUUAUUUAAUUAAUAGGAGUCCAUGGUCUGGCCUUGAUGAGAACGAGGCAUUUUUGACAACUGCGGAUUCUGCUGUGAAGUUGAUUCCUGAAGCCACAAUUGCAGUUGAUGGGUGGAAGGGUCUCGAAUAUAAAGCUGCAUUUCCUGUGGUGAAACCACCUGGAGCAAAUUUUUAUCCCCCGGAUAUGGACAAAACGGAGUUUGAAAUAUGGAAGAGCAGUUUAACAGAUGACCAAAAACAAGAUGCAACAGGCUUCUUCAAUGUUGUUAAAAGGCGCAGUGAAUUUAAUCUAGAUUCUUCUAUUUAUAAUAAGACAGAUGAUGACACAGAGCAACUAGUGCAUUACGCUCAUGAUCUAUAUACUGUUCCAUUCUCCCAAGAGUACAGUUCUUUCCUCAGAAAGGCUGCUGAAUUGUUGCAUAAAGCUGGUGACUUAUCAAGCUCACCUAGUUUGAAGAGGUUUCUUCAUAGUAGAGCUGAUGCUUUCCUUUCAAAUGACUACUAUGACUCUGAUAUAGCCUGGAUGGAGUUGGACUCAAAGAUUGAUAUUACUAUUGGUCCAUAUGAAACAUAUGAAGAUGCACUUUUUGGGUACAAGGCCACAUUUGAAGCAUUCAUUGGAGUUCGAGACGACAAAGCAACAGCUCAACUUAAACUUUUUGGUGAUCAUUUGCAGGUUUUGGAACAAAAUCUUCCAUUAGACAAUAUUUACAAAUCAAAAGAUGUGAUUUCUGCUCCAAUUAGAGUCAUCCAGCUCCUCUAUAAUGCUGGGGAUGUUAAAGGACCUCAAACUGUUGCUUUCAAUCUACCAAAUGACGAGCGCAUAGUAAAAGACCGAGGAACAUCAAUGGUGAUGCUUAAGAAUAUUUCAGAGGCUAAGUUCAAGCAUAUUCUUCUGCCUAUAUCUGAUGCAUGUCUUGUGGAGGAGCAGCAAGAGCUUGUUGAUUUUGAAUCUUUCUUCACUCACACCAUUUGCCAUGAGUGCUGCCAUGGGAUUGGUCCUCAUACCAUAAUACUUCCAAAUGGGAAGCAGUCUACUGUUAGAUUGGAGCUUCAAGAAGUCCACUCUGCUUUGGAAGAAGCAAAAGCUGAUAUAGUAGGACUUUGGGCACUAAGGUUUCUAAUUGAUCAGGAUUUGCUUCCCAAGAGUUUAUUGAAAUCCAUGUACGUUUCCUUCCUUGCGGGAUGCUUCCGCUCAGUACGAUUUGGUUUAGAGGAAGCUCAUGGAAAGGGCCAAGCACUGCAGUUUAAUUGGAUGUAUGAAAAAGGAGCUUUUGUUCUGCAUCCAGAUGAAAGAUUUUCCGUGGAUUUCUCCAAGGCUGAAGAUGCCGUUGAAAGCUUAAGUAGGGAGAUACUCACAAUACAAGCCAAAGGUGACAAAGAGGCUGCAAAAUUGUUGCUUCAGAAAUACUCUCAACUGACAGAACCAUUACAAAUAGCUUUGCAGAAGCUAGAGAACGUUCAGGUUCCUGUGGAUAUAGUCCCUACCUUUCCAAUUGCGAACAAGAUAUUGAGGCAAGGACGCUAAAUUUGACCAUGUCAUCGACUCAUCCAGACUUGUCAUCCUUCCCAUGCAGUACUUAUAAAUAAAUAGAAUGAUGCUACUAAAAAUCGUACAUCGAAUAAUGUGCUCUUCUUUCCAGUGUCCAUGCAUGGGUGAAGCACACUUGAUGACAAACAAGUCUUGAUAUGUUUCUUCUAAUAAACUGACUUUUCUUUACUAUGCUAAUGAAGUCAUGUACCAUUUUCUUCUC
Molecule: messenger RNA, 2654 nt
Organism: Humulus lupulus (European hop)
Lineage: Eukaryota; Viridiplantae; Streptophyta; Magnoliopsida; Rosales; Cannabaceae
Product: nudix hydrolase 3
Exons: 21
Coding region: 74-2428 (784 amino acids)
Cellular component (GO): cytoplasm
Molecular function (GO): dipeptidyl-peptidase activity
Source: RefSeq, a predicted model, not a curated record